Molecule: messenger RNA, 2035 nt
Organism: Oryzias melastigma (Indian medaka)
Lineage: Eukaryota; Metazoa; Chordata; Actinopteri; Beloniformes; Adrianichthyidae
Gene: bcs1l
Product: mitochondrial chaperone BCS1
Exons: 7
Coding region: 723-1985 (420 amino acids)
Biological process (GO): mitochondrial respiratory chain complex III assembly; protein insertion into mitochondrial inner membrane from matrix
Cellular component (GO): mitochondrial inner membrane
Molecular function (GO): ATP hydrolysis activity; ATP binding
Source: RefSeq, a predicted model, not a curated record
ACGCCUUUAAAUAAAUAAAUAAAAAACAGCUCAAACGAAUAUCCACAAUAACAGUUUUACGUUCAAGUUACUAUAUUUGCUUUUCGGAUAUCCACGCUGUUAAUAGUAAGUUUGCAAAUUAGACUUACUUGUAAAGACAUCAUGGAGUGGGUGUAAAUAAUAUUAAUAACAAUAAUAAUGAACUAUAAAAAGCACCCUCGUUGUUUAAAUUGUAGCUAAAAGCUAGCAUUUCGUUCAUUUACCUCCAAAAAGUUUUGGUUUCCGCCUGUUGUAGUUUAUUGGUUCCACUUUGAAUGCGAACAUUUUCAGCACUAAGCUGCACACGAUCUAUUUUCUACCAGAAUUUCCUUUCAAUUUAUCAGCAGUGUGCCAAUCUCAUAAAUGUAAACAGAGCGCUCCGGUUAACGGGGUAGGAACUAAUGUUUAUGAGUACUGAAGUCCGGUCGGAAGCAAUUUCUUGAACACCACAUGUGUAGAGGUCGCAUGCAGGAGUUGGAUUCAUUGAUUUUAAGCUCAAUGUGGUUAUUUGUGGGACUUGUUAUUUAUAAAUAUGACUGUCGAUAUUUGAAUGGACGCCAGUGUACAUGAAUGACUGUCAUAUGUUGAUAUUUGGGCUCAAGACGAGGAAAGUAAACAUUAGUAAACAAAUCAUCCGGGGUGUCGCGCGGAACAGCAGAUGAUUAUCAUUUCAUAGUAACGGUAUCAAAGACUUGGUGAUCAUCAUGCCGCUGUCCGAUUUUCUGGAGGCUCUGAAGGACAACCCGUACUUCGGCGCCGGUUUUGGUCUGGUUGGCGUUGGAACGGCACUGGCAUUGGCCAGGAAAGGCGCCCAGGUGGGGACUAUUUUCUUCCGCAGACAUUACAUGAUCACCCUGGAGGUACCAAGCAGGGACAAGAGCUACCACUGGCUGCUGAGCUGGAUCACCAAACACGCCAAGCACACUCAGCACCUCAGUGUGGAGACCUCCUACCUGGCGCACGAGAGUGGACGGGUCCAGACUCAGUUUGAUUUCCACCCUAGCCCUGGAAACCACAUCAUCUGGUAUGGGAGGAAGUGGAUUAUGGUGGAGCGCACCAGAGAGAAACAAAUGGUGGAUCUGCACACUGGAACUCCAUGGGAGUCGGUCACUUUCACAGCUUUAGGAAGAGACAGACAAAUCUUCUUCAAUAUCUUACAAGAAGCGAGGGAGCUAGCUCUGAAGCAGGAGGAAGGGAGAACAGUGAUGUACAGCGCCAUGGGAGCAGAAUGGAGGCCCUUUGGGUUUCCACGACGACGCAGGCCCCUCAGCUCAGUGGUUCUGGAUGUUGGAGUGGCUGAAAAAAUUGUGGAUGACGUGAAGGAUUUCAUUGGAAAUCCUAAAUGGUACACAGAUAGAGGUAUUCCUUAUAGAAGAGGGUAUUUGCUUUACGGUCCUCCAGGAUGUGGAAAGAGCAGUUUUAUCACAGCGCUGGCAGGAGAGCUCGGCUACAGCAUCUGUCUGAUGAGUCUGAGCGACAGAACACUCUCAGAUGACCGCCUGAACCAUCUCCUGAGUGUGGCGCCGCAACAGAGCAUCAUUCUGCUGGAGGAUGUGGAUGCUGCGUUUGUGAGCCGAGAGUUGCUUCCCACUGAGAAUCCUCUGGCCUUCCAGGGAAUGGGCAGACUGACCUUCAGUGGACUGCUGAACUCUCUGGACGGAGUGGCUUCAUCGGAGGCCAGAAUCGUUUUCAUGACCACCAAUUUCAUAGACAGGUUAGACCCGGCGCUUAUCCGACCGGGCCGGGUUGACAUGAAGCAGUACAUCGGGCAUUGCACUCACUGGCAGCUGGCGCAGAUGUUCAGGCGCUUCUAUCCAGACCAGCCGGCUCUCGAAGGAGAGAAGUUUGCAAAACUGGCUUUGGACGCCAACGCUGACAUCAGCGCCGCACAAGUGCAAGGACACUUUCUGCUGCACAAAAAAGAUCCUGCAGGCUCUAUAGACCAUGUUGACCAAAUAAAAGGAUGACUGGACAAAAUGUUUUUACGUCUUCUUAAAUAAAUUAUAUCUACAGAUAA